This is a messenger RNA of Myotis brandtii (Brandt's bat), 1918 nucleotides long. RefSeq names its product fascin actin-bundling protein 3, testicular (gene FSCN3). The record is from RefSeq and is a predicted model, not a curated record. Gene Ontology annotation, cellular component: lamellipodium; ruffle; microvillus. Lineage: Eukaryota; Metazoa; Chordata; Mammalia; Chiroptera; Vespertilionidae. Gene Ontology annotation, biological process: cell migration; establishment or maintenance of cell polarity; actin filament bundle assembly. The transcript has 7 exons. Bases 168 to 1871 code for a protein of 567 amino acids. Gene Ontology annotation, molecular function: actin filament binding; protein-macromolecule adaptor activity.
GGGUCACAGAGGUGCUGAGCCCUAGUCAGCCUCUGCCUGGAAAGUUCCCUCUGGGAACGUCUUCCGGUGGGUGCUUUGGGCCUGAUUCCAGGCCCUAUGGCCUGUGGAACCUCACCACUGGGGGGAAGGCUGGGCCGGAAGGAGUCAUCAGCUGUGGUGCCGGCCCCAUGGAGGAGGUGGAAUGGAUGCAAAGACGACCCAAGCCGGAAGACCUAAGGGUUGGGCUCAUCAGCUGGGCAGGAUCCUACCUCACUUAUGAGCCAUAUAAGAAUAUGGUCACUACUACUGCAAAAGGUUUGGGCCGGAGACAGACCUGGGAGAUUCUGGUCAGCAAUGAGCAUGAGACACAGGCUGUGGUACGGCUAAGGAGCUUGCAGGGCCUCUACCUUCUGUGUGAGGCAGAUGGCUCUCUGUGCUAUGACCGGCCAAGGACAAGCCACCAUGGAUGCUUCCUACUCCGUUUCCACCGCAAUGGCAAGUGGACCCUCCAGUGCAUAAUCAGUGGUCGUUAUCUGGAGUCCGAUGGCCACGAUGUGUUCUGCAACUCCCGGGUCCUCUCAGCUUACCAUAUGUGGACGCCCCGGCCAGCCCUGCAUGCCCACGUGGUCCUCUACAGCCCCUUCAACCACUGCUAUGCCAGGGCUGACUCUACUGCGGGUCGUGUCUGGGUGGACGCACCAGUUCCCUGCCUGGGGGAAUGUGGAUUCCUGUUGCAUUUCCAAGAUGGAUGCUACCACCUGGAGACAUCUACACACUGUUUCUUGUCCCACUUAGACCAACUGGUCUCCCAACCCUCGUCACAGACUGCUUUUCACAUGCAAGUGCGGCCUGGAGGAGUCGUGGCACUGAGUGAUGGAGAAGGGGGCAUGUUGUAUGCACAGGGCCCACGCCUGCUCCUGGGCCUGGGCUCCAAUCCCCAUAGGGGCGAGGAGUGGUUCAUCCUACAGCAUUGCCCCACCUGGGUCAGCCUCAGGGCAAAGACUCGGAAGUUCCUCUCUGUCCUCUAUGAUGUUGAGGUAUAUGCUGCCUCUGAACACUUAACCCCAAUGUCGUUGUUCCAGUUUGAAAGUGACAAUGACAGACCCAUUUUGCAGCUUCGUUCAGCCAAUGGUUGCUACCUAGCCCAGAGGCGCCAUAGGACAGUGCUGGCGAAUGGGCACCAGCUGGAGUGUGACACCUUCUUCCGUAUGCACUGGAAUUGUGGCAGGAUCAUCCUGCAGUCUCCCAAUGGACGCUUCUUGGGCAUCGCACCCAACAGCCUGCUGAUAGCCAAUGCCACCAUUCCAGGUCCAAGUGAGGAAUUUGGGAUUCGAUUAGCCAACCGCCCCUUCCUUGCAUUGCGAGGCCGGUAUGGGUAUGUGGGCAUCUCAUCAGGACAUGACCUCAUGCAGUGCAACAUGGACCAGCCCAACUGCAUUCACCUGCUGCCCUGCCGCCAGGGCAUCUACCAUUUUCAGGGGUGGAUCCUUCUGGUCAAUAACAUCCUUCGGUACCUUUCGCCCUUGGGGAAAGUUUGCCCUCAACUUCUGUAUCGAGCUUCAGGGGAGCAACUUGCUCACAGUGCUGGCACCCAACGGCUUCUACAUGCGAUCCGACCGAAGCGGCACCCUGUUGGCAGACAGCGAGGACAUUACCAAAGAGUGUAUUUGGGAAUUUUAGGUCAAUGGGCUGCCACCUACAGAAAUCCAAUUCCUCCAGGAGAAACUACUACACUGAACAAAACAGAAACCCCAGAGUCAAGAUCCACGAGAAGAAUAUCUGUUUACACAACUUUUCCUACCCAGUUUAGCAAAACAUCUGUUUUGAGCAACAAUACAUCACAAAAGGCCACCCCCAAGACCCUGGUGUGCGUCUUACUCGGUACAGAGUAGGGGUCUGGAGGAGGGGGUAGGUUGAUACUGGGGCCCCACAUCACUCC